AUGGAUAAUAAUAUGUCAUUAAAUAGAAUUCAUGUUAGUCCUCAAUUAACAUUAAUAAUUAAAGAUUUCAGUCUAAACGAUUCUGGAAUUUAUCGUUGUCAUGGUAAACAAAAAGAAGAAAUGGACCAAAAAUUUAAUUACAGAUUGGAAGCUGUUUAUGAAUUUGAAUCGACCGAAAGUUUGCCAAGAGGAAAUUUAUCAGAUUGGCAAAAAUAUCAAGAAACUUAUUUAAUUCCAGUUACAAUGAGAUUUGCAGUUUCGAAAAUGAAAGAGAUUUCAUUAAUAAGAAAAGCGGGAAUAACAAUGGAAUUAAUAUCGGAAUGGGGCCCUUGGAGUCCUUGUGAAAAUUGUAAAUUUGGAAAAGGAUAUAAAAUUAGACAAGGCUUUUUUUUUCUUCGUCACUUGAUGUAUUUGGGAUUUAUUUUACUACUCACGUCGUUUUGCUAUUGCUCUGGAUUAGUUGCUGCUUUUCAACGACGACAUAAAUUCGAAAGUCCAAAUUACGAGGAAUUAAAAAAUCGAGAACGGGAGAAGAAACCAUUUUUCGAGGCUGUUGAAUAA
Leptopilina heterotoma is the source of this 561-nucleotide messenger RNA. RefSeq lists its product as uncharacterized. Lineage: Eukaryota; Metazoa; Arthropoda; Insecta; Hymenoptera; Figitidae. The transcript is spliced from 4 exons. The record is from RefSeq and is a predicted model, not a curated record. The coding region runs from base 1 to 561 and encodes 186 amino acids.